UGUUAGUAUCUGGACUAUUGAGGUUAGAGGUGAAGGUGAGAGUGAAAGACAAAAGAAGUGCCGUUAUACUUUUGGUGUUAUCUAAUCGAUCCAACGACUUCUUCACAGCAGUCCCAUUCCAAAUCCAUAUCUCUCUCUCUCUCUCCUGAAAACUCACACUCUUCUCUCUCUAACUUUCUCUACUUCCACAGUACCGAACCAGUAUCGAGUUCCAACUGAUUUUGCCAUUGGUUUGAUUUUGUUACUAGCUUCUGGUUCAAUGCCUUCUGUAACCUCACCUCAGUGGCAAGAUAAGGCUUCUGGUUUCUUUUCUUCCUCAGGUGUCAAGCUUAAAGAAGCUAGGGAGUCAGCAGGAACAUUUGUUGGUGAGGUCACAAAGGAUACAAAGAGUAAUGUAGCCGAAGUGGCGGGACGAGUUGGGACGAUAGUCAAAAGUCGGUGGGCACUUCUUCAGCAGCCAUCCACAAGACAUGCCGUACAGGAUCGAAUGAUAUCAGCUGCUGCUACAACUGGUGCGUUCUUGAGGAGAGGUUUGUCGGGGACAAAAGAAAAAGUGGUUGUGGGAAAGUCCAAGGUUGAAGAGGUGGCAAAAGUAACAGCACAAAAGAGUAAAACUAUCUUGACAGACAUUGAAAGAUGGCAGAAGGGAGUUGCUAGGAAUGAUGUAUUUGGAGUUCCAAUUGAGGUUACUGUACAGAGGCAAGAUUGCAUCAAGCCUAUUCCUCAGAUAUUGAUCAAAUGUGCAGAUUAUCUUAUAGUAUCAGGAUUGAAUCUGCCAUAUCUUUUUAAAUCUGAAGGGGACAAAAAGGUUAUUCACCAAUUGGUUUCCCUAUACAACCAAGAUUCAACUGCUUCAGUGCCAGAAGGCUCAAAUCCAGUUGAUGUAGCAGCUCUUGUGAAAUAUUAUCUUGCUAGCCUUCCCGAGCCUCUGACAACAUUGGAGCUUUAUAAUGAGAUCAAAGGUGCUCGAUCCAAUAUAUAUUCCAUGAGAAACAUACUCAAGAGGCUUUCCAGUGUGAACUAUAUGACUCUGGAGUUUAUAACCGCCCUUUUGCUCCGUGCUAGCCAGAAGGCACUUCUCAAUAAGAUGGACUCUCGGAGCCUUGCAUUGGAAAUGGCACCUGUUAUCAUGUGGCAAAAGGAACAUAGACCUGAGUUUUAUCGUCAAUACUGGAGUCAAGUGUCAGAAAGUCCUUCCAAACAGAACUUGGAUCCAGAACCUGGUUCAACUACCUGGGACUUGCUUGCUGACGACGGUGAAGCCAUAGAUGCAUCUUCUUUUAUUCCUUUGGAUGAUGGCAUGCCAGUUGACUAUGGUGCAAUUGAGGUUGUUCAGUUGCUCAUAGAACAUCAUAAUGCAGUCUUCACUGAUGCCAACGAGACAGUUUGGAAAUGAAUGAUCAUACUCCUUAUCCUUCAUUGAUUCUUUGACUAGGAUGUAUUGAAUCUGAAAUAAUGUUCUCCAAUCCGGACAUGAGGAUAUCAUUGUAUAGCAGCUGUCUUUAGGCUGGGAAAUAUGUUGGAUAGUGGUCCAGUAGGGUAUCUGAUUUUCUAGGUCUUUUACAAAUUUUUGGUGUGUGGAGGGAUAUUGCAAAAGCACUGUACAGUUACUAUCCACUACCUGCAGAAAUUCUCAUCACAAAUGUGCUGUUAUAUUGUUGUCCUAAGCUUGAAUAAUGAUGAUUGAUCUGUUUAUAGUUUA
Lathyrus oleraceus (garden pea) is the source of this 1702-nucleotide messenger RNA. RefSeq lists its product as uncharacterized. Gene Ontology annotation, biological process: signal transduction. The transcript has 10 exons. Lineage: Eukaryota; Viridiplantae; Streptophyta; Magnoliopsida; Fabales; Fabaceae. The record is from RefSeq and is a predicted model, not a curated record. Bases 260 to 1396 code for a protein of 378 amino acids.